AUGCUAAUCCCAUCUUAUCAAUCUUUCGUCGAAUCUCGAGCUCGUACGAAUCCUUGUAUUUCUCGUCUCUCAGACUACUUACAACAUGAAUGUCUGGGUGAAAGUAAGAUCACAUACCUAGAUUAUACAACUACGGUUUCGGCCCCCGAGCGUAUCGAUGUACCGGAGAAUGAGCUUUCCCAGCUUAUAAAGACUGCACCAUCAGGCUCAACAAGAUUUGUGUUUGUGGAGAACAUCUCACCCGGCAUCAUCAUAUCUCUUGGUGAGAGACUGGACAUUGAUCCUUUGUUCUUCGCCGACUAUAUCCAUGUUGGUUUUGAGAACCCAGAGGAAUCGUCACCGCCACCUUCACUUGCGACCCUGCCGUCUGUCAUAGCCACGAGAGAUCAUAUUCAUCUCCACUGUCAGAAGGUAAUCGCACUGGAGGGAACAGAUGAGGAGUUGACACAUGUGCCAUAUGCUCUAAAGACCGAGUCUAAUGUUCCUCGAAAUGUGCGGCGGUUGGUCACUCUUCCUGGUGGACGGUUGGCAUUGUCCCAAACUUGCUGCUCUUUCAUCAUAAGGACUGUUGGAGACAUACGUAUCUGUCUCUUCCUCGUUGACCCUCCGGUCACAUCCGUUAUCCAAUCGCUUGACGGUGGCCAGGUAUCAAAGUACCAAGCCAGUGUUUCGCAUGGGGGGUUCGAAGAUUUCCGAGCACCGCAGACUUUUUCAUCUUUCAGAAAGUCACCAUCUAGUGAUACUUGGGAUAAGACCUCCAUGAUGGAAAACAUCGUACACUACAUGCGGGUGAGCCCACCGCCAGGCCUUGACUUCAAAUCGCCAAGUAUCCUCGGCAUUGGAUACUACCCCAUCUACAUCACCCUAUCGGAGUGGAAUAUAUACACUUACCUGACUAGCCGUUGCUCGAAGUACUAUGAGUAUUCCGAUCAAGUCAAAACAGGCCGAAUGCAUGAUGAAGUUCUGGUUGACCUCCAGCGAUGGAGAAGGCGCAGUAAGAGCAGCCACCAAAAGCUGAACAUUCUUGGAGAAGUCAUUAGCUCCCAUAUCCAGCGCGGAGAUGACAUGGAGGUAUGGAGUGGUGUCCUCAAGGACAUUAACUCACUUCGCGACCAACUCCACGACUACAGCCAAUCUCUAGAGCAGAUGGUUAUGGUAGCGACGUCACUUGUCCAGCUCCUUGACUCUCGACGGUCAAUCUUGGAAGCUAUAAAUACAAAGCGUCUGACUUUCCUGGCACUCGUAUUUGUGCCUUUGGCAUGGGUUUCUAGCCUUUUCAGUAUGUCUGAUGCCUACUCACCUGGCCAUGAGCUCUUCUGGGUCUACUUUGCUACGGCUUUGCCGGUACUCGCUGUUGUACUCUUGCUUUCAGCACUUCCCUAUGGGAAGAUUACGAUAGCUGCGAGGUCAUAUAAGGCGCGAGUCAGAAACCAUGGAACGAGAGUUCUAGGAGAGCUUGUUUAA
Fusarium tjaetaba is the source of this 1464-nucleotide messenger RNA. RefSeq names its product zinc transport. NCBI's taxonomy places the organism in Eukaryota, Fungi, Ascomycota, Sordariomycetes, Hypocreales, Nectriaceae. Gene Ontology annotation, molecular function: metal ion transmembrane transporter activity. Gene Ontology annotation, cellular component: membrane. Gene Ontology annotation, biological process: metal ion transport; transmembrane transport. The transcript has 2 exons. The record is from RefSeq and is a predicted model, not a curated record. Bases 1 to 1464 code for a protein of 487 amino acids.